Rotaria sordida is the source of this 1110-nucleotide messenger RNA. Lineage: Eukaryota; Metazoa; Rotifera; Eurotatoria; Philodinida; Philodinidae. The record is from the annotation of a GenBank genome assembly.
AUGAAACAAACGAUGCUACGGAUACUGUUGUUUAUUUUGAUUAAUCAAUGUUUAAGUCAAACAGGUUUUCCAAAACAAUUUCAAGCAAUAUUGAAUAUCAGUGGAUCACGUUCUUGGGAUUCACCAUUUCCAGGUGUUAAACAAUUAUUGUAUGAUUACAAAAAUUUAAGAGUUCGUUUCGAUAUUCAAGGAUCGCAAGCACAACAAAAUGAAACUUGGAUGCUUCAAUAUAAACCAAAAGGUGCUGAAGCAGAUUCACCAGCUUCGCAGGGUUAUACAAUGUUUAAUUUCAAUCCUGAUUUUCCGUACUUCACAAAAAACGAUUGUUGGUAUAGAACAAAUUCAAUGAUUGAUAUAGGCCCAUUUCCAGUCAGUUGGUUGCAUGGCGUAGAAAAUUAUAUUGAAAUUUACCCAUGGUAUCCGUUACCACCAAAUCUUAUUAAUAAGGGCGAAGAAUGGAUACCAGAACUUCAACUAAAUGCAACGAGAUAUGAUUCACCGGAAAUAUGUGAUUUAAUACACUCUCGUAUUGGCAAAGUUCCAUGUUUCAGUUAUUUUGAAACAAAAGAUAGACCAGUUAAAACCAUUCAAGCACGUCCUGUUUCUCCUGAAUCUUUCGAUAAUGAUGAAUACCUAACUACAGUUUACCUAUCAUUUACAAAUGGUAUUCCGUCCCAAGCUGAACAUUUGUUCGAUUUACCUGCUCAAUGGCCUGGUUAUUGCGGAAAUGCAAACGAAGGAUUUACUAUAGAUCCUUUACGGGAAUUUGUGAUAACUCCAGAUAGUCAAGAUUAUUUUACAUUAAAAUUACAAACACCGCCAGUUCGUUCACUUGGUGAUCGAGUCAAAAUUGAGUUUAAAGUGCAGCCAUCAGGAUGCUUCAAUGGUACGCGAUGUACUAAUUUCAAUACAAUUGUUUUUUCUGGAGAAAAUUGGCAAGUACCACAACAAGUUAACAUGUCUUUUGUUGAUUAUGGUUGUUGCAUAUACGAUCUUAUUGCAAGUGGUGGGGGAUACGAUUGGCAAUAUUCAUCAUCAGGAAUUAUUGUUUUCGCAUGUGAUGAACGAGAUAAUUAUGGCUGCAGAGGGAAAAAACCAUGUAUUUGUUGA